CCAAACUACGAGUCCAAACUACAGUGGUCUCGACAACGAUCCUCAACUUUCAAGUCGUUCUCCAUCCGUUUAUACGGUAUAUUAAACCACACAAUCCAUGUCUGUCGUCGAGGAAAAGUGGCAAUCGACAAAGCCUUCCUUGAGGGAGAGAAGUAAGUUCAUUUUUAACAACGAUUUUUUCAGCGAUGUAAAGUUCACCGUGCGAACGACGGAUGGCGGAAGUGAAAGCAUGCAAUUUAUUCCUGCUCACAAGUUAGUAUUGUCGAUCAGUAGUCCUGUGUUUGAAGCCAUGUUUUACGGUGAGUUAGCGGAGACUAGAGACUCUAUUGAACUGCCUGACUGUGACUACGAGUGUCUGCUGGAGUUGUUUCGUUUCAUGUACAGCGAUGAAGUCAACUUGAGCGGAAGUAAUGUCAUGGGUGUAUUGUACUUGGCGAAAAAAUACAUGGUGCCUUCGCUCGCUGAUAAAUGUACCGAAUAUCUCCUCAAAAACCUGGAUCCGUCCAAUGUUUUCAUCAUUCUACCAUUCGCUCAGAAAUAUGAAGAAAAAGAACUGGUGGAUCGAUGCUGGAAAGUGAUCGAUGACAAGAUGGAGGAAGUUGCGAAAUCAGAUGGAUUUGUUACAAUUGAGAGGAACUUACUCGAAACAGUGGUAAUCAGAGAUACACUGAAUAUUGAAGAGAUAGAUCUAUUCAAAGCCGUUGACAUGUGGGCCUCAAAAGAAUGUGAGAGACAAGGUUUGAGGGCGGAUGGCACAACCAAAAGAAGAAUUCUUGGAGAAGAAAUUGUCAAAGCAAUUCGCUUCCCAGUUAUAGAUCAAAAAGAUUUUGCCGACGUCGUGUUGGACAGUGACAUCCUAAACCUAGACGAAGUUAAGACCCUGGUCAAAUACCGAAGUUCGGUGCUUUGUCAUCCAUUAAGAUUCUCAGACAAGAUAAGAUCAUCUGUUCCUCGUGUCUGUGGAAAAACUCAACGUUGUUUCAGAUUCCAGUCCUUUAUUUCUCUUUCCAAAGAUGAUGCAUUUGAGAAAAUACACAUCAUUGAGUUUUCUGUGGACAGUGAGACUUUGUUACACGGGGUAUGUCUCAGUGGCGGUUACAGCGAGAAUCUGAUUGAGCUUAGCCUAUGGAACAACAAAGGUACACUACAUCGUGUAACUGGAACGUUUUCCGUCACCUUGUAUGAGGAAAAUUCAUUUCCGUUCUAUGCUAACCAAAUCUUAUUUCCCAAAAAUGUUGUUUUGAAGGAAAACACCACAUACCGCAUGGAGGCAAGAAUAAGUCAUCCAAGUUCAUGGUGUGGAGAAAAAAUUCACCACCAAGUUACUUGUUCAGGUGUAAAAUUUACAUUUAAGUCCAUUGUUGGUAAAGACUUUCCUGCAUUGCUAUUCUCUAAAUUACCCUGAAUAGAAGAAAUUACAACAGAAAGGAAUCUGGAUCUUUAUUUCCUUCGGAUUGAAGUGUGGACGUUUUGUAUUCUGCAGCAUACACCUUUAUUGAUAUCUGUCGGGCUAUACCAGCAACUAAACUACUCGCUACAUCUAGUUACAAGCUUGGCUUUUGUAGGUACGGUUGAGGAUCUAGAACGUUCCGUAACAUUACAACAGAUUCUAUUUAUAUGUUGACUCAGGGAUGACUCAGCAUGACACAGCUACUUCUAGAACAUUCUUGAAGGUCACACUACACGGAUCGUAUCCCAUAAUGUUAAUGAUCACAGGCCAUAGCUUUGUUUUAUAACAACCGAGGGUAGAUUAUUUAGAUGUACUUUGAAGUAAAGUGUUUACGAAAAUUGGGAAAGUAGAGGAAUAUUCUACUAAGAAAAAAAUGUUCCUCGCUUAUAGUAGUUGUAAAGAGAUAAAGUAAAUAGUCUAUAAAAGCGAGAAGAGAGGACUCUGCUAUCCACUAAGAUCUAUUCCUAUAUUUAGCAUCACAGUAAAGGGCUUUGGUCAGGGAAAACUUUGCUAUUCGGCUCCAUUCAGAUUAUCGCUCUGUAAAAUAACGUAAACAGAUUCAUUUUCCUUGAAAUGAUCUCCUCAAGAUUGAUAUAAGUUACAAUUUCUACAACGUUGUGACCCUUCAGUGGUAUAUGUUACUCAAGAAUCUUUCAGAGUGCACGUUCAUAUGCACAACUCAAAAUUUGUAGCAAGUGCUGUUGGCUUUUCAUUCAAGAGCUUUUCGAAACACAAAUAUGAUCGAAGGUGUAGAAUCAUAAUUUCAAGGAAGUUCAUCUUCUAAUCAUCAGUGGAUGGAAAAUUCCGACGUUAAACUAUAAAGAAAUAAUCGAGUCAAAUCAGGAGACCUUAAGCACCAUCUUCAUUUUAUCAAAUGUAUUGCAGUUGUAGUAAAAAAAAAAAACAAAACAAGCACCACUAAAAGUAGGAUUAUUUCUGUAAUCGAGUAUUACCCGCAUCGUCUGUGCAGUGAGUAUUACAACUUGAAAUUUUUCUCAUAUUCUUUAGGGAUGGUAUUUUUUAUAAAUCUUUUGCAAUUUUUAUUUUCACUACUGGUGGUAUUUUUUUUAUCUACUGCGUAGAUUAGUUGCAGGCAGGUUGCCGUUAUAUUGCAUACUUUACUGCAUGCGGUUCUCAACCAGUUGUUUGUCUAUAGAGCCUUGAUAAGAGGAAAUAAAAUUCUUUAUUCACGUCCAGGUUAUUUUUCCAGCUUCCUUGAGGCUAUCGUAAGGGUGUCAUGCCCUCCGUAAGAUGAAGUCGGACUCUCGUAUAAGCCUAUCAUAAAAAACCAAGACUUGUCAACACCCCUGUUCCAGAAAUGUCCAGAAGUCACGCGACGCUCGUCCAGCGCUGGGUGACAUCUGUUGAAGUCCUAAAUGUAAUAACUGUCCUAAAUGUAAUGAAGUCCUAAAUGUAAUAACUGUCCUAAAUGUAAUAACUGUCCUAAAUGUAAUGAAGUCCUAAAUGUAAUAAAGUCCUAAAUGUAAUAACAUUUAGUCCUAAAUGUAAUAAGCCUCCAAUGCAAUCGUUGAACUCCUUUAGUGCAUUGUUGUUAUGGCGGACAUCCACAUUGAGAUGUGAGAACUCGGCCAAUAUAUAGCCAUUUUGACCUCACGUUCGGUCAAUAACGCAUAUGAAUAUAUCUUAUGCAAACCCGUACAAAUCUGGCAAGGGAAGACAGUACAAAAAAUGCCCUUCUGAGCCCAGAAUUUGUCUAACGUAUAAGUCGGUGGACUUCUUUUUCCUUGUAAUUUGGUUCAUCAAGUGUUAACUUCAGCACUGAGGACAGAAGUAUUUCGUCGAAAUCUGUUACACUUAAGAGUCUGAGCCAAUGAUAUAAAGAGAGCUAUUGGUCAACGUUCUCAUUGCUUUUGCGUCCGUCAAUUUGAUGCCAAAAGCACAUCAGUAUCAGUAUAAGGUUUUGUAGCCAAUGUUUCUUAACCUACGUCUUUAGCAAAUAAAAAGACACUGAUUAAUAUCAGUGAGCCCGCAAUAUUCCAUGAAUAUUGGUCAGAGGAUUCUUUGGUGCAACAGCUGUCACUUUGACAUCUCAAUGUUAGCGCAGUUGCAACGAUUGCAUAGGAGGCUUAUUACAUUUAAGACCGAACGUUAUUACAUUUAGGGCUUUAUUACAUUUAGGACCAAAUGUUAUUAAAUUUAGGACUUUAUUACAUUUAGGACAGUUAUUACAUUUAGGACUUCAACAGACAUCCCCUAAAACAACUGCGUAGGGGACCACUACGUAUCAGAAAAACAGAAGCGUUGAUUUUGCCUCAAAAGAUGCGACAACACCAUGAAUGUUGCCGCUUACUGAAAAUUAAAUUUCUUCGAGAUCGAUUGUUUUGAAACGUAACAGCCGGCGAAGAAGGAAAAAACGUGCAAGUGUACAAUCAACACAACAGUACAAGAAUGACGUUGAGGAGAAUUCCGUGGAUUCUACAGCACCCCGUGCGUGUCAGGACAAAACAAUGACUUUUCAAUUUAAAUAAAAGGCAGUAAUGUUCAUAAGUGUUAAAAAAAUUCUCCCCUUGCUUAGAAGUAUUCCAAAGUCUUACCCCGCACUUGUUUUAUGAGUGUCCAAACUCACGCUAAACUUUCUGUAACUGUUUAUGGUGGAUUAUUACUUUAUCUUCGCGGUGACUUUCAUUACUAGAAAAAAAUUUCUCAACUCAUUUUGAAAGGAAAAAAUUUCGUUUAAAUUGAACCCGUCUUUUUGAGCCAAGUUAUUUCUUUGGAGCUAUUCUCUGUCGAACAAACAAACCCCUCGGAAAAAGGUAAAGGGGGUAAUUUUCUAAAGAAACUGUAGUGCUGCGUCGUUACGAAAGUUUAACAGGGUAAUUAAGUAUUAUCAGCUGAGUUGAUAAUGUAAGUUGGCCACCGUAAAGAGUUUCAGAGCGACGUUUCGAGCGUUAGCCCAUCGUCAGAGCGAAUGACGAAGGGCUGACGCUCGAAACGUCAGCUUUGAAACUUUCUACGGUGACCAAUUUACGUGAUCAACUCAGUUGAUAAUACUAAAUUACCCCCGGAAAAGGGUAUUGUUACUGUCGACACCCACUAAAAAUCUGUUAUUUUUCCAAAUUCGCACCCACGAUGGAAUGAGAGGGUGAUCAUUCUAGCAUAGUAACCCAAUAUGCAAAAAUGUCUUUGCAUUUAAUUCUAAUCACUUCUUAAGCAGAUGCUUGUCUGUAAUUGUCAUUUUUAUCACCAAAGAAGAAAACUUUUCAGUUGUCCAGCUUGCCUAAAUUUCUACGAUAUUACCCCGAUAUGUCUAUGGCUAAGAUGAAUUGGCAGACAAAAAAGCUCACCAUCAGAGAAAGGAGUGAGUUUAUUUUUAACAACGAUCUGUUUAGCGAUGUUAGGUUUGUUGUCUCGGGAGUAAUUGGCAAAUGUGAAAACAAGAAAAGUAUUCCUGCUCACAAGUUUGUGUUGUCAAUUAGUAGCCCUGUGUUUGAAGCCAUGUUUUACGGUGAGUUGGCGGAGACUAAAGACUCUAUUGAACUGCCUGACUGUGAUUACGAGAGUUUGUUGGAGUUUUUUCGUUACAUGUACAGCGAUGAAGUGGGUUUGAAUGGAGGUAAUGUGAUGGGAGUGUUUUAUUUGGCGAAGAAAUACAUGGUGCCUUCGCUGGCUGAUAAAUGUGCGCGACAUUUACGGCACAACUUAGAUGAAUCGAAUGUGUUCAGUGUUUUGAAAUUUGCACAGAAAUAUGAUGAGACGAACCUUGUGGAAAAUUGCUGGAAAGUGAUAGAUGAACGCACCGCAGAAGCUGUAAAAUCUCGGAAUCGAUUCUUGACAAUUGAAAGAUCCUUACUCGAAGCUUUAGUUGAAAGAGACUCGUUGAAUAUCAAUGAAGUGGAACUGUUUAAAGCCGUUGAUUUGUGGGCUAUAAAUGCCUGUAAAAAGCAGGGUUUAGUGGCGAAUGGAUCAACAAAGAGAACAAUUCUUGGAGAAAGAGUAGUCAAGGCAAUCCGCUUCCCUACGAUGAAGCAAGAAGAUUUCGCCCUGGUGGCACUCGACAGCAAAAUAUUAACAGCAGAAGAAAUUGUGAGUGUUAUCAAGCGUAUCAACUUAGUAUCAAGUGCCCUGUUGCUGUUUCCAGAAACGAAGAGAUCUGGUUUCGUCGGUGAAAUCCAGCGGUGCUGUAGGUUUGGUUCUGUCUCUCACAACAAAUGGAGUUAUGAGGGCUCUUCCAAAGACUGCGUGAAUCUUUGCGCUGACAGAGAGAUUACGUUACAUGGGCUUCGGCUCUUUGGAGAGGACCAAAAUAGCUACUGGGUUGAUAUGGAGAUCAAAAUUGCCAAGAACAAGUCCGUUCUGUUAUCAAAAGCAGGAUGGUUUAAAUCAGAGGCCUUGUCAAGCAAUUUUGGUCACUAUCAUGGAUUUGAGGUUUUUUUUGACGCUCCACUUGUGUUGAAAAAAAAUCAUUCAUACUCUGUGGAAGCUUUGAUCAUAGGUUCGGAUUCGAUGCAUGGAAAAAACGGUCACGAAAUAGUAAAAUUUUGCGGCGUAACGAUCACGUUUACAAAUAGUAAGUACUCUGGUAAUGGAACAAGCGUUAGUCGGGGUCAGUUCCCGGACAUAUUAUUUACCGUUUAA
Molecule: messenger RNA, 6046 nt
Organism: Pocillopora meandrina
Lineage: Eukaryota; Metazoa; Cnidaria; Anthozoa; Scleractinia; Pocilloporidae
Source: the annotation of a GenBank genome assembly